CGAAGAGACAGAAUGAGAGAGAGAAAACCAGCGAGAAAAGGAAAUGACUGGCAAACCAUUAAAGGUCGUUAAACAAUCUCAUAAUUUCAUUUCCUCCUUGAAGUUUACCUGGGACUCCCAAAUAUUUUUUUUUGGCUGUAGCUGUGGCCCAAUGUAAAAUAGGAACUGGGGCCGUGUGUUGCAAUCCUGUGGCUAUUCAGCAGCGAGGAGCACCUCCCCUCACGUUGGGAGCAUUUAUAAGGCACCCCUUUCCUCUGCAGACUUUGGGACUCAGGACUUUGUUUCCUCCACACCACAGAGCCAACCUUCAGCUGCAGCUCCAGCCCGAGGCUUCCCAGGAAACGAUGUCUCACCUCCUCCGUGCCUUACUGUCCUUGUUGUCCUUUGCUGCCCUACUGGAAAGUGCCCAGUGGAAACUGCAGGAAAAUGUGUUUGUCAUAGAAUCCCAGUGGAAUGCUGAGGCCCCAGCCACCACAGUGGAGCUCACCUGUAACACCUCUGAGGAGGCAGUUUACUGGAAAAAGGACUCGGAAUGGAAACAAGAAGGGAAGACUCUGACUGCUGCAGUGAAGGAGUUCCCAGAUGCCGGCAACUACACCUGUCUGAGCCAGGAGAGCCAUGAAGUCCUCGACUCCAACCUCCUCCUCAUCGCUAAAAUCGACUCCAAGGGGCAGAUGAUGAGGUGGAUUCUGAAAAGCUUUCAAGAGCCCAAGUGGACAUUUCUAAAGUGUGAGGCAAAGAACUACUCUGGAAUUUUCACAUGUUCCUGGAUGACAGAAAAUAACAGUCCAAAUGUGAAGUUCACCAUCAGAAGCCUGAAAGGCCCCCAGGGAGACGUGUCCUGCAGCAGCCCCGUGCCUCACACCGAGGGGGCCCUGACCACGUACACGGCCCAGUGCCACAAGGAGAACUUCUGUGCCUUUGCUGAGGAGCACCAGCCCAUCGACAUCUUCCUGGAGGUCAUCGACGAGGUGGAAUAUGAGAACUACACCGCCAGCUUCUUCAUCAGGGACAUCAUAAAGCCUGAUCCCCCCCAGUGUCAGUACGUGGCCACCAAUGGAACAGUGACCUGGACGUACCCCAGAACCUGGAGCACCCCAAACUCCUACUUCCCUUUGACCUUCAAGGUCAAAGUUAAAAGCACAAAGAGACACAAAUACCAGGUGUAUGACACCGACGAGCAGUCCGUGCAGCUGCCAGCCCCCGGGCCAGCAGAGGUGUCAGUGCAGGCCAGGGACCGCUGCUACCUCUCCUCCUGGAGCGAGUGGUCCUCGCUGUGCAGGUAAGGAUGCACCGAGGCGGGGCGGGGAGUCCUGCUCUGAGAGACCUGGGAGAACUCUGAUGGAAAUGGCCUUAUUUUACAGAUAACCAGUAGGAGAUCCCGGGAGGGUGGCACAGCGCUCCUAGAGACAGCAAAGAACGAAUUAGCACAAGAACAGAAGCACAGUUAGAAGAAAAGUUUGCGUUUGAGACUCUUAAGAAGCCAUAACUUAUCUUGCUUUGUAAUAGUUGAAUGUGGUCCUGAUUUUGGCAGCUCUUAAAUUCCCCAGACUCGAGUCACACCUU
Corvus hawaiiensis (hawaiian crow) is the source of this 1566-nucleotide messenger RNA. RefSeq names its product interleukin 12B (gene IL12B). Gene Ontology annotation, molecular function: protein binding. The record is from RefSeq and is a predicted model, not a curated record. The coding region runs from base 345 to 1286 and encodes 313 amino acids. The transcript is spliced from 7 exons. Lineage: Eukaryota; Metazoa; Chordata; Aves; Passeriformes; Corvidae.